AUGAGUUUGGCAUGUGGCAAUGAAGAGGAAGAAGAAAAAGGCGGACCCGAGGAUAUAAUCGUGAGUAACUGCGAGGACGGUGAUCCCACAGUGGAAACCGGGGAUGCAGGAAGAGCAGGUUUGGGAGUUGAGACAAUUAAGAGACAUGUUACGGAUGGUACAGGUGUUGAAUGGGGCUUGGUGUUUCCUGAUGCUAAUGGGGAAUACCAGUCUCCUAUUAACCUAAACUCAAGAGAAGCUAGAUAUGACCCCUCACUGCUGGAUGUCCGCCUCUCUCCAAAUUAUGUGGUCUGUCGAGACUGUGAAGUCACCAACGACGGACAUACCAUUCAGGUUAUCCUGAAAUCAAAAUCAGUUCUAUCGGGAGGACCAUUGCCUCAAGGACAUGAAUUUGAACUGUAUGAAGUUAGAUUUCAUUGGGGAAGAGAAAACCAGCGUGGUUCUGAGCACACGGUUAAUUUCAAAGCUUUUCCCAUGGAGCUCCAUUUGAUCCACUGGAACUCCACCCUGUUUGGCAGCAUUGACGAGGCUGUGGGGAAACCGCAAGGAAUCGCCAUCAUUGCUUUGUUUGUUCAGAUAGGAAAAGAACAUGUUGGCCUGAAGGCUGUGACUGAAAUCCUCCAGGAUAUUCAAUAUAAGAUAGAAGAAUUUCGAAGACUGAGGACACAUGUUAAGGGGGCAGAACUUGUGGAAGGCUGUGAUGGGAUUUUGGGAGACAAUUUUCGACCCACUCAGCCACUUAGUGACAGAGUCAUUAGAGCUGCAUUUCAGUAGCCAAAGAGAACAGGAACAAGUCGAUCUUCAUCAGGGAGGAAGACAAUGGUCCUAUAGUGCCCUUGGAUGAAAAAUGGAGACUUUGGAGCUGCAGCUUCAGUUUAUCCUCAAAGCCUGCGUUGUCUGUCUUCAUCUGACCCAGCUCUGAUGGACAUCUGUGACAGUUCCCUGUACACAUGCUGUAAUGAAAUAUUAGAAAUGGCUGUGCAUUCAAAAGAAACCCCAAAUUAUAUAUCCACAUCACUGCUGCUAGUGUUCAUAUUUUUGCACAUACUGUUUAUUGCUUAUGUGUAGAAGGAAUGAAACUAAUUUUCAGAGUUGUUAUUAAUAUGAAUAUAUAUCAUGUAUUAAUAUCGAGACAAGAAAAAUACAUUCCCACUGUAAGUGGUUCUUCAU
Galeopterus variegatus (Sunda flying lemur) is the source of this 1170-nucleotide messenger RNA. RefSeq names its product carbonic anhydrase VIII (gene CA8). NCBI's taxonomy places the organism in Eukaryota, Metazoa, Chordata, Mammalia, Dermoptera, Cynocephalidae. Gene Ontology annotation, molecular function: carbonate dehydratase activity; zinc ion binding. The record is from RefSeq and is a predicted model, not a curated record. The transcript has 7 exons. Bases 1 to 774 code for a protein of 257 amino acids.